CUCGUUUUGAAAGGACAACAAACUUCUACGGCACACGACACAGCGGACAUUAUACGUCGCGUCAACAGGCUUCUGGACAUUACCUACAGCGACAGCACACCCGUCUACGCAGCAUCCAGCAUCCAACGCCCCUUUACCGCACGCAGCCCAGCCCAGUACCAUCCAUCCUGUCAAGAAGCCGACUUUGUUGAAUCGCGACAGCGAACCCAUCCGUCACCAUGGGGCUUAUAUCCGCCAAAACGAUUUUGACCUCCAUCUGCCUCUUCCACAUCACCCUCGCCUUCUUCUUCGUCACCAAUCCCGCCACCAUUGCCGACCAGGGCGUAGUCUGGCUAAUGGGAGAGGCCAUGGGCCUGCCUCACUCCCGCCACUUCGACACGCAAUCCCCCACCGCCGCCUUCCUCGGCAUCGUCCUCGGCCUCUGGGGUCUCACCGACCUCGUCUCGCUCUCCAUGCCCGAGGAGAUCGCCUUGAUCCACCACUGGGGCUCGCAAGUGCCCCUGCGCCUGACCUGUUCCUUCUUCUUGACGCUCUACAGCUUCUUCUUCUCGGCUUCGUCCCCGCUGUAUGACUCGGCCACCCCUUCGGGAGGAAAGUUCAGCCACCCGACGACGUCGUCUUCGUUCGAGAGCCAGUAUGCGGCCAAGGAAGUCGCGGGCGAUUGGGGCUGGGGAGGCGAUGCGCUCAAGAACCGCGUGUUUUUUACGUUCAUGUUUGUCGAGACGUUUAGUUGGUUUUGGGUGUACUUGACGUUGAAGGAGGAGCAGGUGGAUAUUUUGAAGAGGGCGGCGCAGAGGAGGGAGAAGGAGAGGGACAGGUUUUGAAAAAGAAGUUUGAGGGGGAAAAGAAGGGAAGGAAGAUGGACGUUACAUCCGUUGUACGGGGAUUAGAUUUACCAAUAGAGGGGGAGGCUUCUAGGAUAUCAAAAUAGCAUUUUUU
Molecule: messenger RNA, 939 nt
Organism: Neurospora tetrasperma FGSC 2508
Lineage: Eukaryota; Fungi; Ascomycota; Sordariomycetes; Sordariales; Sordariaceae
Exons: 2
Coding region: 219-824 (201 amino acids)
Source: RefSeq, a predicted model, not a curated record